This is a messenger RNA of Monoraphidium neglectum, 717 nucleotides long. RefSeq names its product histidyl-tRNA synthetase. The coding region runs from base 1 to 717 and encodes 238 amino acids. Gene Ontology annotation, biological process: histidyl-tRNA aminoacylation. Gene Ontology annotation, cellular component: cytoplasm. The transcript is spliced from 5 exons. Gene Ontology annotation, molecular function: histidine-tRNA ligase activity. The record is from RefSeq and is a predicted model, not a curated record. NCBI's taxonomy places the organism in Eukaryota, Viridiplantae, Chlorophyta, Chlorophyceae, Sphaeropleales, Selenastraceae.
AUGUCGUGCAGGGGUUUAUGCCUCAGCAGCACAAGCAUCCUGGGUGCGCUGGCGGUGCGGUCACUGGACGAGCUGCAGGCGCUGCUGGGUGACGACGCGGGUGAGGCUCUGUCUGACCUGCAGCGGCUGUGGGCCCUGGCCCGGGGCUACGGCUACGAGGAGUGGCUGCUGUUCGACGCGUCGGUGGUGCGGGGGCUGGCGUACUACACCGGCAUCGUGUUUGAGGGCUUCGACCGCGCCGGGCAGCUGCGCGCCAUCUGCGGCGGCGGGCGCUACGACAAGCUGCUGGGCACCUUUGGCGGGGCUGACGCGCCGUGCGCCGGGUUUGGGUUUGGCGAUGCUGUGAUAGUGGAGCUUCUCAAGGACAAGGGCCUGCUGCCAGCCACGGGGCACAAGGUCGACGACGUGGUGCUUGUGCUGGAUGAGGAGCUCCGCCCCGCAGCCUGCGGCCUGGCAGCCUCCCUCCGCGCCGCCGGCCGCUCCGUCGACAUACAGCUGGAGCCCAAAAAGAAGGUCAAGGCCGCCAUCAAGGCCGCCGAGCGCGCCGGCGCGGCCCGCCUGCUGAUCGUGGGCGGGGACGAGUGGGCGCGGGGCGCGGUGGCGGUGCGGGACCUGGCGGCCUUUGAGCAGCGGGAGGUGGCGGUGGAGGAGCUGCUGGCUGGGGGCGGGAGCGGCGGCGGCGCUGGGGGGGCGGCGGCGGCGGAGGCUGCGACCUGA